AUGACAGCUGCUGGUGCGGCGUGCCGGUGCCGCGAAGAAGAGGCGACUAAGGCGAUAACGCACACACAUCCCGCUCUCAGGUCGUCUCCCCGUCCUUACAGGAGACGGGAGGGAGAAGGAGGCCAGGCUCAGGCUCACUCUCACUCUCACUCUCCAAUCUCACUCACUUUCCUCAACUCUCUGUCUCCUCACUCCCCCACAUCUCCUCUCUACACUCAUCCUUCAGUCGUCCAGACCCUUUCGCGGCUCGCCGUACGGAUACCUUCACAGGUUCAGGCACACAACGAGGCGUGCGAGCGUGUGCCACUCACACGUUCAACGUCCAAUUGCAGACUGCAGCUGUUGUCCCUCCUCAUCGACCACAUCAAGGCAACCUGCCACCCCUCCUCGCCGCCGCAGUCCGUCAUCUCACAUUCUCGACCCCCCCAAGGACCAGGGAGGAUUCUCCCGUUGAGAGGAUGUGACCGUCUUGUUUUUUUUUUUGCCCUCCCCUCUUCCAUCGGGCUGCCCGCGGUUUGCUCCCCAAAUUAA
Colletotrichum tamarilloi is the source of this 531-nucleotide messenger RNA. RefSeq lists its product as uncharacterized. Bases 1 to 531 code for a protein of 176 amino acids. NCBI's taxonomy places the organism in Eukaryota, Fungi, Ascomycota, Sordariomycetes, Glomerellales, Glomerellaceae. The transcript has a single exon. The record is from RefSeq and is a predicted model, not a curated record.